AUGGCCCUUCGCACUGUUGAGGUCUUUGACCACGCUGGCGAUCAGAGAAGCGCCCUUGGAAAUCUCCUCAAAAUCGGUGACUAUUCCAACUUCGUCAUCAUCUGUGGCGAGACGCGCCACAAAGUCCACAAGGCCAUCAUCUGUCUUCGAUCUGACUUCUUCAAAGCAGCGUGCGGCAGUGGAUUCAAGGUAACCUUGCACUGCACCUACUUGGGAACGCUUACUUACUUCGUACAGGAGGCUCAGGCUGGUGAGAUCGAACUGCGAGAGGAUGACCCCUUCGCCGGGGCGUAUAACUGCACUGCCGAAGGCGAUUGUCCUCUUCGCGACGUUGUUGUCAGAAUCCUGAAAUCAAAGCCAGCAAUUUUUGAAAGGAAGGAUGUGAAGGAGUUCCUGAAGGAAGAGGGCUUGGCCUACGAUAUGGUAAUGAGCUAUGGGCAGGAUAUUCUGAGGAGAAGGGGGGAGGAAUGGGAAAACUGUUCCGAAAUUAUGUAA
This is a messenger RNA of Fusarium musae, 495 nucleotides long. RefSeq lists its product as uncharacterized. The transcript has 3 exons. Bases 1 to 495 code for a protein of 164 amino acids. The record is from RefSeq and is a predicted model, not a curated record. Gene Ontology annotation, molecular function: protein binding. Lineage: Eukaryota; Fungi; Ascomycota; Sordariomycetes; Hypocreales; Nectriaceae.